CUCAUGGUGUCGCUUUUCACUCGCGUCACAGCCUCUUCCUUCCGCCUGCCGUCUUCUCUCCAUCGCCAGCUGCGUGGGUUAGCUGCGUUAGCUAACUGAGCACAUUACAUCGUUUUCUCACUCCAGUGUGUAAGCCUGGGAUAACAACUAGCAUCAUGUCAUACCAAGAAGAGGAAGAAUCCUCCGUUCCCGCACAGUACGACCCGUACGCCUACCCGAACGACUGCGACCUGCACACCGGUGACCCUAAAGCAGAUCUUGCCUACGAGAGGCAGUAUGAGCAGCAGACCUACAGCGUCAUCCCUGAGGUGAUCAAGAACUUUCUGCAGUAUUUCCACAAAACCACCUCUGACUUAAUCGACCAGAAGGUUUAUGAGCUGCAGUCCAACCGUGUGUCCAGUGAGAGCAUUGAGCAGAAGAUCUAUGAGAUCCAGGACGUCUAUGAGAACAGCUGGAAUAAGUUGACCGACCGUUUCUUCAAGAACUCACCCUGGCCAGAGGCUGAGGGCAUUGCAUCUCUUGUUGGAAACGAUGCUGUGUUCCUCAUCCUCUAUAAGGAGCUGUACUACAGACACAUUUACGCUAAAGUCAGCGGUGGACCAACUUUGGACCAGAGGUUUGAGUCGUACUACAAUUACUGCAACCUCUUCAAUUACAUUCUCAAUGCUGAUGGCCCUGCCCCCUUGGAGCUUCCAAACCAGUGGCUGUGGGACAUCAUUGAUGAGUUCAUCUACCAGUUCCAGUCCUUCAGUCAGUACCGCUGUAAGACGGCCAAAAAGUCAGAGGAAGAGAUCGAAUUCCUGAGGAACAACCCAAAGAUCUGGAAUGUCCACAGUGUCCUCAACGUUCUCCACUCCCUGGUGGACAAGAGCAACAUUAACCGCCAGCUUGAGAUCUACACCAGCGGAGGAGACCCAGAGAGUGUGGCUGGAGAAUAUGGGCGUCACUCCCUGUACAAGAUGUUGGGUUACUUCAGCUUGGUGGGGCUCCUGAGACUUCAUUCUCUGCUUGGAGAUUAUUACCAGGCCAUUAAAGUCCUGGAGAACAUCGAGCUCAACAAAAAGAGUAUGUAUUCCCGUGUGCCCGAGUGCCAGAUCACUACAUAUUACUAUGUGGGCUUUGCCUACCUGAUGAUGAGACGAUACCAGGAUGCUAUUAGAGUCUUUGCCAACAUCCUGCUCUACAUCCAGAGGACAAGAAACAUGUUCCAGAGAUCGACUUAUAAAUAUGAGAUGGUUAACAAACAAAAUGAGCAGAUGCAUGGCCUGCUGGCCAUCGCUCUAACCAUGUACCCGAUGCGCAUCGAUGAGAGCAUCCACACCCAGCUCAGGGAGAAGUACGGAGACAAGAUGCUGCGGAUGCAGAAAGGAGACCUGCAGGUGUUUGAGGAGCUGUUCAGCUUCGCCUGUCCCAAGUUUCUGUCACCUGUGGUGCCAAACUACGACAACGUCCACCCCAACUACCACAAAGAGCCUUUCCAGCAGCAGCUGAAGGUCUUUGCAGAAGAGGUGCAGCAGCAGGCCCAGCUCUCCACCAUUCGCAGCUUCCUGAAGCUGUACACCACCAUGCCAGUAGCCAAGCUUGCAGGGUUCCUGGACAUGACUGAGCAGGAGUUCCGUAUUCAGCUGCUCGUCUUCAAGCACAAGAUGAAGAACCUGGUGUGGACCAGCGGAGUUUCAGCUCUGGACGGAGAGUUCCAGUCUGCUUCUGAAGUCGACUUUUACAUUGACAAGGACAUGAUCCACAUUGCCGACACUAAAGUUGCUCGUCGGUACGGAGACUUUUUCAUCAGACAGAUCCACAAGUUUGAGGAGUUGAAUAAGACCCUGAAAAAGAUGCCAUCCACCGGCACCACCACCACCGCUACUACUACUACUACUACUGCUGCUGCUGCUGCAGCUCGAGCCGUCUGACCAGCAGCAGUAGAGACGAUCUCAGUGGCCGAGUUCUCUGCCCCCUCAGUCUUUUGACAGCUAUUAUUGAUAAAAAAAAAAAGUUUUCUAUGUAACCUGGCAACAAUAAACCGGUGUGCUAAAA
This is a messenger RNA of Anoplopoma fimbria (sablefish), 2037 nucleotides long. It is a transcript of the gene eif3s6ip, whose product is annotated as eukaryotic translation initiation factor 3, subunit 6 interacting protein. The transcript is spliced from 15 exons. Gene Ontology annotation, biological process: translational initiation. Lineage: Eukaryota; Metazoa; Chordata; Actinopteri; Perciformes; Anoplopomatidae. Gene Ontology annotation, molecular function: translation initiation factor activity; protein binding. The record is from RefSeq and is a predicted model, not a curated record. Bases 156 to 1913 code for a protein of 585 amino acids. Gene Ontology annotation, cellular component: eukaryotic translation initiation factor 3 complex; cytoplasm.